Molecule: messenger RNA, 1587 nt
Organism: Cricetulus griseus (Chinese hamster)
Lineage: Eukaryota; Metazoa; Chordata; Mammalia; Rodentia; Cricetidae
Source: RefSeq, a predicted model, not a curated record
AAUUUAGCCGAAUUGGAAGCAUUAUGUACUCGUCUCUACGUAGGGACUGAUCUCACAGAAAGAAUAGAGGCUGAGAAAGCACUCUUGGAACUGAUUGACAGCCCAGAAUGUCUCAGCAAGUGUCAACUUUUAUUAGAACAAGGAACAACAUCCUAUGCUCAGCUCCUUGCAGCAACAUGUCUUUCAAAACUUGUUACCCGAAUCAGUCCUUUACCUAUAGAACAGAGGAUAGAUAUCAGAAACUACAUUCAGAAUUAUGUGGCAUCACAACCUAAGCUGGCUCCCUUUGUCAUUCAAGCUCUUAUUCAAGUCAUUGCUAAACUCACUAAGUUGGGGUGGUUUGAAGUUCAGAAAGACGAGUUUGUUUUCCGAGACAUUAUUGCCGAUGUAAAGAGAUUCCUUCAGGGUACUGUGGGACACUGCAUAAUAGGAGUGAUUAUCCUUUCUGAGUUGACUCAGGAGAUGAACCUGGUGUUGGCCAAACCUUUAAAUCUUCAGGAUCAAGAUCAACAAAAUCUGGUGAUGCAAGUCUUAAAACUGGUCCUCAGCUGCCUGAGUUUUGACUUCAUUGGAAGUUCAGCAGAUGAAUCUGCAGAUGAUCUAUGCACAGUGCAGAUUCCAACAACCUGGAGAACAAUUUUCCUGGAACCAGAAACAUUGGAUCUUUUCUUCAAUUUGUAUCACUCGCUUCCACCUCUACUGUCUCAGUUAGCACUUUCAUGCUUAGUUCAGUUUGCUUCUACAAGAAGAUCCUUAUUUAGCAGUCCUGAACGUGCCAAGUACCUUGGUAACUUAAUUAAAGGAGUAAAAAGGAUACUUGAAAACCCCCAGGGUUUGUCUGAUCCUGGUAAUUAUCAUGAAUUUUGUCGAUUUUUGGCUCGUUUAAAGACCAACUAUCAGCUGGGAGAAUUAGUUUUGGUGAAGGAGUAUGCUGAGGUUAUCGGAUUGAUUGCUAAUUUUACUAUUACUAGCCUACAGCAUUGGGAGUUUGCCCCCAACAGUGUUCAUUACUUACUAACUCUGUGGCAGAGGAUGGUAGCAUCCGUUCCUUUUGUGAAAUCAGCUGAACCCCACUUGUUAGACACUUAUGCACCUGAAAUCACCAAGGCCUUUAUCACUUCCCGAUUGGAAUCUGUUGCCAUUGUAGUGAGAGAUAAUUUAGAUGACCCCCUGGAUGAUACUGCUACCGUGUUCCAGCAGCUGGAGCAGCUGUGUACAGUCAGCAGAUGUGAAUAUGAAAAGACAUGUACUCUUCUUGUACAGUUAUUUGACCAGAACGCACAGAAUUAUCAAAAGCUCCUGCAUUCAGCUUCUGCACUACCUGUUGAUGUGGCAAUUCAAGAAGGACGCCUUGCAUGGCUGAUAUACUUAGUUGGCACCGUUGUGGGAGGGAGAUUAACAUACUUAAACACAGAUGAACAUGAUGCUAUGGAUGGAGAAUUAUCUUGCCGCGUUUUUCAGCUUAUAUCUUUAAUGGAUGCCAGAUUGCCUCGCUGCACCAAUGAAAAAAUAGAGCUUGCAAUUCUCUGGUUUUUGGAUCAGUUUCGUAAAACAUAUGUUGGUGAUCAGCUUCAAAGAACAUCAAAG